CACUUCUCCAGGCUUAUUACGAAGCCUCCUCCGGUCGGGUGCCGCGACUCUUUUGGCCAACGUGGACGGACAUCUUCGCCAUGGGGGAUUCCGCGGUUGGUAGCGAUGAGGUACAAUCCUUGGAGAGAAAGUAUAUCAGUCUACUGGAGCAAAGGAUUGCGCAGUUGGAGAAGCUGGUCGCGUCAAAUGUCACUGCCGAGGUAAAGGAACCGGGACCGUCCGUGGCUACUGAGCCUGAGAAGGAGAACAACUCUAUUGAAGCCACCCCGACCGCCGCCACGGAGACGAACGAGACCAAGGACAAAGAGGCAGAACCAGUGAAGAAGGAAGAGGAGGGGACGGAUGGAAAUCCCAGAAUCAGGCUUCUGGAUUCACGUUAUAACGAGGAGAAAGGCGUGUUCGAAGACGUGCCUUCGAAUCUACCUCCCACGAACAAAGGAUCAGAGCCGAGCUUACCGUACGCAUUCACCUGGCGGAGAUCAUUCGAUGAGACCAAAAAGUACACCGGCUCGAAUGCUAUCAUCAGCUCUCCGGGCUUGGAGAAUCUCAUCAAGAGUACCUGUCGACCAUCCUCCGUGACCAGCUACAACAGCUUCUCCGACAAGUUUGACAUUCUGGUCUGGGAUUGGGACAAGUUGGAGGAAGCGGCGAGCGCUGGAGAUGCUGAAAGUCCGAAUGUCGACGCUGCAGACUUGCAACUGCUACUCGAGAGGGUUAGGUCAACCUCUGAGCUGGAAUCGUAUUUUCAGAAGCGAGAUCAGUGGUCCAAGAAUGCCGAGAUUCCGUUCGAAUAUCUGUGGACUCUGUUUCCUCCGGGUGAAAUGGUUUAUUCACAUGUCGUCUUCGACUGUCCCCAGGUCUUUAUCGCUCGCGAAUAUACUUAUGAGGAUUACCGGGCGCGAAAUGGAACGGAUAAGAGUUACUUUAGUCUGACCUGCUGGUCUUAUGACUGGAACGGGGAAACCUUCAAUCGCGUUUCCGCAACUCUCCAAAUUGACAAGUAUACCGGCGCCAAGGCUAUUAACACGCUCAAGUUUUACCCUUUGAAAAACUACAUGGACAGAAAUGGCAAUCCCGCGGUGCAUGAGCUUCGCCAAACCCUCCGAAAACGAGGUGAAAAGUUUCGUGAAUUUUGUGUCGCACGGAAAGGCUCCCAACUGUUCUACUGCGAUGGUCCGAUAAUUAGUAAGGAGGCAGGAUAUGACCUCGUUCCCAACAACUCAAAUCAGUUCGACGCGAAUAGUAACAGCGGGCUGGAAACCGUUGAUCAGAGUGGGAAUCGGUCGACUCGGCUCACCGGGCCGGUCAUCGUGGACCAUCGAUCAUUCAUCCAAUAUGCUGCGGCUGAUGACAUAGCUCCGAUGGGGGACUUGGAAAUUACCGACAACAUCUAUGAAUGCACUUGUUCAGAGUGUAGGAAAUCUAGGGAGCUGAAGAACAUGAUGAAGUUCAACUACGACGAUGUCGAGGCUACCGAUGACUUUGACGAAGAUCAGUUUAUUAUCUGUCCGGCCAGGUUCUUGGGAUACAGCAUGAAAUCGAAGAAAUGGGUUCAGAUGCCGGUCGACUGCGUGCAUGAGAUUAAACAGAAGAUUCGGAUGGAUGCGUUUGACAAGUUGAUCAUGGAAGAGACUUCCAAGAAGCUGAUCAAAAGCCUUGUUGCUAAUCAUGAGAAGAAGAAGAAGGCGGAGGAUGGGGGCAAGGUGGGUAAUGAUGACUGGUUUGAGGGGAAGGGAGGAGGUCUUGUCAUCCUUCUUCAUGGUCCCCCGGGUGUCGGCAAAACAUCAACAGCAGAAAGCGUGGCCCAGGCAACCGGAAAGCCUCUUUUUGCUGUGAGCGUUAGUGACAUUGGAUUGAAGCCCGACCAGGUAGAAAGCAAGCUGGCACAGGUGUUCAGUUUGGCUUCAAAGUGGGAGGCUAUUUUGUUGUUUGACGAAGCAGACGUCUUUCUGGAAUCUCGAGGAACGGACAAGGGGGAUCUAAACCGCAAUUCUCUAGUGACAGUGUUCCUCCGCAUCCUCGAAUAUUAUGACGGCAUCUUAAUCCUAACAACCAACCGGAUCAAGACUUUCGACGUCGCCGUCCAAUCUCGAGUGCACCUAGCAAUGCGCUACAACAACAUGCAGCUCGACGAAUUACGUCAACUAUUCUUACAGUUCAUAAAUGAGCGUCCGAAAGAGAUAGCAGACUUGCGAGAAAUGAGGAACUGGAUUGAGGAAGAAUUCGAUGAAGAGGUCGAUGGACGUCAAAUACGGAACAUCGUCUCGUCAGCUCGAGCGCUGGCCAAAUCCGAUGACAACUAUGGGGGCAAACUAAAGCUGGCGCACAUAAAGCGCGUGCUGAAGAUGACUGUCCAGUUCCAGAAGCAUUUGCGUGAUCAGCGGGUGGCUGCACAGAGAGAUCGAGUUAAUGAUCGCUGAGAGUCUUGCCUCAUCCAAAUUUUCCUAUGUAUUUGGUAGUCAGUCAUCAUAUUCUCACAUUCACUUCUACAAGAUUUCUGUCGAUCCUAGACCCCAACUUUGACUGCUGAAAUUAUUCGUUCUUUCCACGCCUCUUCUGUAUAUACCUCCAAUCAAUCUCACAAAUAAAACAACCCACAAUUCUCAAC
Molecule: messenger RNA, 2608 nt
Organism: Aspergillus sclerotioniger CBS 115572
Lineage: Eukaryota; Fungi; Ascomycota; Eurotiomycetes; Eurotiales; Aspergillaceae
Product: ATP-binding protein
Exons: 9
Coding region: 81-2420 (779 amino acids)
Molecular function (GO): ATP hydrolysis activity; ATP binding
Source: RefSeq, a predicted model, not a curated record